Pelodiscus sinensis (Chinese soft-shelled turtle) is the source of this 3750-nucleotide messenger RNA. NCBI's taxonomy places the organism in Eukaryota, Metazoa, Chordata, Testudines, Trionychidae. The record is from RefSeq and is a predicted model, not a curated record.
GUGUCCUCGGGCCCCCUGGGGCAGCCCAGCGGGCCAGGUCCUGCUCUCCUGGGGCCUCGGAGGCCCCUGCAGGCGGGUGCACGGGGAGGUGCCGCCGGGAAUGCGGAGCCCACACUUGGGAGUGAAGCUGGGGCAAGACGUGCUGGGAAGGAAGAGCCCUUGUGAGUCUGACGGGGGUGGGGUGCAGACCUGGGCGAGCUUCCUCUCUGGCUUGUGUCUCCUCUGCUGUCAGUACGUGGAGAGCCCCCGCUUCGACCGCCGCAACCUGGACCCGGUGUCCCUGCUGCACCAGACCACGUCCGGCCUGGCGCACCUGCACUCCCUCGGCAUAGUUCAUCGGGACCUGAAACCCUGCAACAUCCUCAUCUCUGCCCCCAACAGCCACGGGCAGGUCCGGGCUGUCAUCUCCGACUUCGGCCUCUGCAAGAAGCUGCAGGGGGGGCGGCAGAGCUUCAGCCUCCGCUCGGGGAUUCCGGGCACGGAGGGCUGGAUCGCCCCCGAGCUGCUGUGCGAGGACUCGAAGGAGAACCCGACGUGCGCAGUGGACGUCUUCUCAGCCGGCUGCGUGUUUUACUAUGUGCUGUCAGGGGGGGCGCACCCCUUCGGGGACAGCCUGCGGCGACAGGCUAAUAUCCUGCAGGGCACCUCCCAGCUGGCCUGGCUGGCGGAAGACACUCACGACAACGUGGUUGCAAGGGAACUGAUCUCGGUGAUGAUCAGCAGCGAAGCCCAGGCGCGCCCCUCGGCCCCACAGGUCCUCGUGCAUCCCUUCUUCUGGAGCCGGGAGAAGCAGCUGCAGUUCUUCCAGGACGUCAGCGACCGUAUCGAGAAGGAGCCUGCGGAGGGACCCAUCCUCACUGCCUUGGAGUCUGGGGGGCCCUCGGUCGUGAGGUUGAACUGGAGAGCGCACAUCUCCGUCCCGCUGCAGACAGACUUGAGGAAGUUCCGCACGUAUAAGGGCAGCUCGGUACGGGACCUUCUGCGAGCCAUGAGGAACAAGAAGCACCACUACCACGAGCUGCCGGCAGACGUGCAGGAGACGCUCGGGGCCAUUCCUGAUGAGUUUGUUCAGUACUUCACGUCUCGCUUCCCCUGGCUGCUGCUUCACACGCACUCAGCCAUGCAGAGCUGUGCCACGGAGCGGCCCUUCCACCCCUACUACCUCCAGCAGCCCGGAGACCUUGGACACGAGAGGAGAAGCCACAGCUGGGAGAGAACUUAGAGCCGGGUCUAUGCUGCCAAAGGGCAGCCUGAGGGAACAGAGAUCCCAGCAGGCCGAUGGAUCAGCCACAAGGGCCUCGAUUGUUUCUUUCGAAUGCAGAGAUCUCUGCAGGAUUGUGUCCCACCGACCUACGCAGCUUCACAACCCGCCCUCUCCCCUUCCCCCCCCCCUUGCACUAGUGCCCUGGGGAGGUCAUGGCCUCCUUUUCCAGGGAGAGGCCUGGGCUGGGAACGCAAGGGAGUUUGCUCGGCUGGUGUGUCUGUCUGGGGCUGCUCCUUCAGUCGCCCAGAGCUGGCUCCUCGUGGGUGGGGAACAGACUCUGCAGAUGGCUUGAAGGGGUGAGUCCCUCUCUUGGGAACGGCUUUUAAAUGGAAGCUGCCUUGGCCACGGUACUUACAGGGCAUCACUGGAGCUCUUCCCGCUGCAGUCCAGGGCAGACGCAGGACAUGUCAGUGGCUUGCUAGCCAGCCCGACAGACCCUUUCACUUCUGCUCUGCACACGUGUGUUGACUGGGCACAAGGGUCUCUGAGUAGUUCGUUGCUCUCGAUACGUAUGCAUUCCCACUGGCUCCUCCAGCGCCCUGAAUCCUCGGGGCUGGACCCUUCCCCAGAGCAGGCGCCUCUUAAACUGUCCCAUGUCCAAAGGGGUCUGGCUCGAAGAGCCAGCCUAGCACCUGUGUUUGCUGACUCAGCAGUAGGGAUGUGCGGGGCUAACCAAGCCGCAUCCUUAACAGGUGAGACUUCCUGGUUAUGGGUAACCGGUGGGGGCUGGAGCAGCCCCCCACUCACCGCUGUGUAAUCCGUUAACCGGUUCAACAUACAGUUUGGCCAGUUAGCUAAUUAAACGGGAUUUUCUAUCCCCAGUCGGCAGGGGCCUGGCUCCAGUGCAUGUCCAGGCUGCUCGGUCGCUGCCGGUGUUGAGCCUGAACCAUUUCGGAGAACGAAAAAUCGCCGAGGGAAGUGACGCGUCCAGGGAUCGGCACAGACUGCAGUGCAUGGUGGGAAAUGGGUCUGUCAAGGCCAACUAAGGCAGCAGCUAGGGACAGGCCGGCCCUUGCGCAUCAGAAGGGGAACCCGCAGGGCCCUUGCUUGCCUAUGUGCGUCUGCUAGAGCAGCACACGUCUCUCCUUGGUUCCUCUCCAUGCCGCGCUGGAAGCUGGCGUCCAACGGCCUGUUCAGAACUUCCCUGUGCCUGGCUGGACUCGUGGUCGUGACACUGGAUCUGCGCUUAGGCCCUGUCUGGGCCUCCCACCCGCCUGGGCCUGGGCGGGGUGUUUUGUGUACAGAAGUUGGAGGCCGCAGUUCUGAGAGGAGGGUUCUCUCUGCUGCAUGGCCGGGAGGAGCUGGCCGGGGCUGGGCACAGAGGGUUUGUGGCAGCUCAGCUUGCAGGAUGUAAGCGCAGGGCCUGGGUGCAGGAGCACCUCCUGGUGCCUCUUGUCCCCACCGGGGCCAUUCAAGGAGUGGCCUUGCCCAGCUCUGGAGGCACGCGGGCGAGGCUGCCCCAGAAUUGCAGUGAUGAAGUCCCUGUGUGCGUGGCUGACUGACCAGCUCCCCUGUUCUCAGCCCAGCUCACAGGUGGGAAGGUCUGAGAGGCAUGCCUGCCGCCACCGCUGACCGCGAGGCCUCCAGUGAUUAGCCCCCCAUUUUCUGUUCAUACAUAGAGGGGGACCUUCUCCUCUGGGCAGAGCGCCCCCCUUGGUCCGUAAGGCCUGACUGGCCCCCGCUCUCCCAGGACCCCCAAGAAGCUGCAGGAAAGGCCACAGCUUCCAGUCUCCCAUCGCGAGAAUCCUUUUGCAGCUGCUCCAGCAUCCCAUCUAGAAUCUCCCUGCAGAGGCCACAUCUGAGCCGUGCCCAAGAGAACAGUUGCCAUGGAGACGGUGGGAGCAUUUCCUGGUUUUCCUCCUUCCAGGACAGGCCGGGCCUGGCUGGGAGCAGGCCAAGGAUCCUGAGUGAGGCGUUGCACCCGCUGGUUCUCACUCAAGGGCCUAGGCCGAGGGAGGGGGGAGGAGAGACCCCGGGAGCCUUCCCACUAACGAGGCCUGCUCCAGCUCCGCCAGGACAGAAGAGUACCCGUCGGCAGAGGGGGCUGAGGCCUUGAGACCGGCCUCUCCCCGGAGCUGGGUGGCACUUGCGGGGCUGAGUCCUGGCCAGGCUGCAGCUCACGCAACGGGAGACUCGCUAACGUGUCUCUGAGCCCCUUCUGCAUUCAGCAGCCCGGGGGGCACGCGCUGCUGGGGUCUCAGGGCCCCAGGCCUGACAGUCUCUGCUAGCUCUGCUUGCCUGCUGCUUGGGGCGUGGGGGUUGGGCUUUGAUGGAGCUGGUGCGAGGGCUGUUCCUGUGGUGACAAGCGGCUUGCACCGGGGCGCUGGGCAGAACAUUCGAUACGGCCGGGAACGUGUUGUACCGCACGCUGUAAAUACAGAUGGUUUUGAAAGUUUGGCCUUGUGGCAAUACCUGACCCACCUGCUUGGGAGCUGCAGCUCCAACCCGCAGGGCCCCAAAAUGUGCAUGUUCAGCCCUGCCCGGGA